GAAGGCAUCAUCGCUCUGAUUCAGUCAAGCACGCGGCCAUUCACAGUUUAGUCCCUUCGAUGACUCUGAAUGACUAGCCGGCGCGCGUCUCCCUCGCCAUUUAGACACAUUUAGAACUUUGGGUCGAAGCGGUGGAUUUUUACAGGCGAGUUAAAAUCCAGGUUGAGUGUGCGAAACGAUGCUGAUGAAGUUGGAAAGUAAUGAGCGAGGAUGAAGCUGCCGGGAAGCCCGCUUUGUUCGGAGGAGCGCAAGGCUUUUGUGCCUCUGUCAUCCCGCAGCUCAUCCCCUGCUGCUUUGUCUUCACUUGGCCCUCCGAUACCGACCGCGACCGUCAGUGUGGUUUGUCAGUAUUGGACUGCGACCAGCAGCAGCAGGUCAGCACCAUGAGUCUGUACGGGGCCGGUGCCAGUAGCUGUGCCGUCGGCGGAGCAAGAGAAAGAGGAGGAGCAGAACAUUACCGGGAGCAACAGCGGCGUUCCAGCGACCGCUCACGUGACUCCUCCCAUGAGAGAGGAGAGAGCCAGCUGACGCCCUGCAUCAGGAAUGUCACUUCUCCUACUCGGCAGCAUGACCGUGAACGUGGCGAUGGAGGCUCAUCCUCCAGAUCCUCCAGUCCACGUCCUCCCAGAGUUUCUAUUCCGUAUUCCCACAUUGGAGGGGCCCUGAUCGGGGGACACAUACCUCGGUCCCUGGGUCCUCCUGGAGCAGACCACCACUUGAAGAUGCUGAGCCCCGGAAUGUCCGAUAUGAUCUACGUGUAUGACCUCAGCAGUAAAGAGGGGCAUCGCAGUGGACUGAGGCUGGGAGAGAGAGUAACGCUUAUUGUGGAUAAUACAAGAUUUGUGGUGGAUCCUGCCAUCUUCACAGCUCAACCAAACACCAUGCUGGGCAGGAUGUUUGGUUCUGGGCGGGACAACAACUUUACGCGACCCAAUGAAAAAGGGGAGUUUGAGGUGGCCGAUGGCAUCAGCUCCACUGUCUUCAGAGCCAUUCUGGAUUACUACAAGUCGGGGAUAAUCCGCUGCCCUGAUGGCGUUUCCAUUCCCGAGCUGAGGGAGGCAUGUGACUACCUCUGUAUCUCCUUCAACUACAGCACCAUCAAGUGCAGAGACCUCAGCGCCCUGAUGCACGAGCUGUCUAAUGACGGGGCCCGGCGUCAGUUUGAAUGUUACUUGGAGGAGAUGGUGUUGCCGCUGAUGGUGGCCAGCGCUCAAAGCGGAGAGAGGGAGUGUCACGUGGUGGUGUUGACUGAUGACGAUGUGGUGGACUGGGAUGAAGAGUACCCUCCACAGAUGGGAGAGGAGUACUCACAGAUCAUCUACAGCACCAAACUGUACCGCUUCUUCAAGUACAUAGAGAACAGAGAUGUGGCCAAGUCAGUGUUGAAGGACAGAGGACUGAAAAAGAUCCGGCUGGGAAUAGAAGGCUACCCGACCUAUAAAGAGAAGGUGAAGCGGCGUCCUGGAGGUCGUCCAGAGGUCAUCUACAACUACGUCCAGCGUCCCUUCAUCCGCAUGUCCUGGGAGAAGGAGGAAGGGAAGAGCCGCCAUGUGGAUUUCCAGUGCGUUAAGUCCAAGUCCACCACCAACCUGGCCGCGGCCGCCGCAGACAUUCCCCAGGACCAGCUGGUGGUCAUGCACCCUCCGGGGCCACAGGUGGACGAGCUGGACACUCUGCCACAGCCGCCGGGCGUCAACGAACCCCAUCAGCUGUGGCUCGGACAGGGACCGGAGAACAAUGCGGGCCCCCAGCUAUCGCAAGGCUACGAGGGCCCGAACCAGCAGGCUCAGGACACUACGCACAGCCUGUCCCACAGCAACCAGCAGCAUGGCGGCAGCUACACUCAGGCCACUUACCACUACGAGCCGGACCCAGACACACCGUCGCCCUCUGCAUGAUACUGGCUGCACACUUAAUCCAUCCCUCCACUGCUGUGUUCACACUAACAGCAACAAGUGCUUUAAUUACAUAAUUUCACUAAGACAAAUUCAGAGCUAGGAAAUGCUAAACUAUAACUAAAAAAUAAACAACUUUCACAUAAUUGUAAUGUGAGCAUUGAUUAUCAAACUUGCAGUCCUUACACAAAAUGUAGAAAAAUUAGUAGUAACACUGGUAAAGAAGCUAAGAAGCACAGACACCUGGCCUUUAACAGCCAAUAAGCACACAAGGUUUAAGUUGUUGCUACUUGUUGCUUUCAGUGUGAAGGCAGACUUUGCUCUCCCGCUGCCCCACAGUCCUCCUCCCCUUCUCCUCCUCCUGAGUGGGAAAACACCACUUUGCCUUCUGUUGCACCUCCGCUGCAGCCUUUCUCAGUCAACACAGUGUCCGAAUGAGCGGAAAUUGUCCAGCAGCCAAGGAUGGAUGAAGCACAAUCAGCAGGCCUCCUCACCCGCCUCUGGUCACUCUGUUUGUUUUUUAUUUAUCUGACCAAAGGACAGUUUAGUUGCAUUCUGUAUACUUGUGAAAAAAACAGUACUGUAUUUAAUUGCAUUGAAGCAUGUAUAAGAGCUGUGAGCGUGUCAACUGUGCUGCUGGGAUACUGUACCUUACUGGGAAAGUGGAUUUCAGUCCCUCUUUAUAGUCUGUCUUUAUUUGGAGGCUAAGAUCCACUUUUUCUAGUAAAUGUGAAUGCCUUGAUGAAAGGGUUUUUGUUUUACACAACAUCCAGGUUUUAAGAAAAUUAUUAACUUCCUUCAUUUUUUAGCCCAGUUGAUUUGGUUCCUAGUUCGUUGAGUCCAUGUUUUCACUCUUUUGCUCCACUCCUGUUUGUGUUCUAGCUGACCUGCAUCACCACUGCUGUGAGCACACAGGAUGUCAGAAGAGAUGUUGAACAAAAUGUUUUCUAAUAAAUGGUAUACACAACACUCUUCUUGAAUGACCGACUCCCAAAUUAUAAUUUUUUUUUUAGUAGAAAGUCAAGUACAAAGCAUCUUACAUUGUACACGAAACAAAGAUCAACCAAACAAACAAAAAGGGAGUAAAAAACAAAACACGAGUAUGUGUAACACAGGACCAGGGGACAGUCCCUCUGAAGCUUUUUUACUUAAAAUCUGUUCUAUAUGGGUUGAUUAACUCAAUCCAUCCUUUCAAAAUUUAUCAAAUAUGCCUAUAUUUCACAUUAAACCAGUCUGCUAAUGUCGGUUGUCCUUUAUUUAACCAUUUGUUCAUAAUGGCUUUUUUUUUUUAUUGUUGACUAGCAUUGUUCUAAACAUGCAUGCUUUAGAAAAGCCAAAAAGCUGUUGUAGUACCUACCCAGGCACUAAACCUGGAAACAAAAGUCAACCUUAAUUUUUGAAACUUUCCAUCCUAAAAUUCAUGAUACUGAUUUGCUCUCUCUGUCCCACAGCCUCUCCAGCAUGCUAAGGCAAACUUUUUCUGCAGGGCCCCCCAUAUGUAGAUUCACAUAAGCUUUUAGGUGAGGUAUUUACAAAGAAAUCCAAAUAAAUAUUCAGAGUUCACUCCUGUCAGGCUCUGAAAUUUGCAUCCAGCCUGUUUAGAAUUAAGCCUUGAUUGUAGACUACCCAGCGAAUCAGUGAAUAUAGCUCCUUAGGCCCAAAGGACUUGACCCGUUUUCAAUUUUGUUUUAUAUCAGAAAAUAUGGGAUGUAGAAAUAAGUGCUGAAAAUGUGUAGAAGAAAAGUUUUACAAUUUAAAACGUUGGAAAAAGCAAAAACAAACUGGAAAAAAAAGGCAUCAACGUUGUUGACGGGAAGACAACACAAGGGUUAAGCCAGGUUUUGAUGCAAGAUCUAGCUAUGUGUUUCCCCUAGGUUAUGUUUAAAAUUACUGUCUCCAAUAAUAGCCUGUAGUGGGAGCUUAACUGAGUGCUGGCAUUCAAUAAUAACUUUUUAGGCAAUGGAGUGUCGGACCCCCUGUAUCCCCAGGCACUUGGAGGGUCUUGUAUCUAACGGUUUCUUUCCCUGCAACAGGGAUCUCGAAAUCAACUUUCUACAAAUGUCUUAUCUGCGAUAUACACUGGUAGUGUUUGGAAUAAAUAUGACGACAUCCUCCUUUCAACUCAAA
Molecule: messenger RNA, 4022 nt
Organism: Perca fluviatilis (European perch)
Lineage: Eukaryota; Metazoa; Chordata; Actinopteri; Perciformes; Percidae
Product: BTB/POZ domain-containing protein 10-like
Exons: 8
Coding region: 201-1898 (565 amino acids)
Biological process (GO): positive regulation of phosphorylation
Cellular component (GO): cytoplasm
Molecular function (GO): protein binding
Source: RefSeq, a predicted model, not a curated record